This is a messenger RNA of Fusarium oxysporum Fo47, 952 nucleotides long. RefSeq lists its product as uncharacterized. Gene Ontology annotation, cellular component: lipid droplet; endoplasmic reticulum. The coding region runs from base 47 to 952 and encodes 301 amino acids. NCBI's taxonomy places the organism in Eukaryota, Fungi, Ascomycota, Sordariomycetes, Hypocreales, Nectriaceae. The transcript is spliced from 4 exons. Gene Ontology annotation, biological process: phosphatidic acid biosynthetic process; triglyceride catabolic process. Gene Ontology annotation, molecular function: acylglycerone-phosphate reductase (NADP+) activity; triacylglycerol lipase activity. The record is from RefSeq and is a predicted model, not a curated record.
AAAAAACCUUCCAGCCUUACCUAUCAACUAAACCACUCUGUCAACCAUGUCUAACUCAGCAAAACGAUCAAUCCUAAUCACUGGGUGCUCCCAAGGUGGCGCUGGCAAUGCCCUGGCUUUAGAAUUUGCUUCCAGAGGUUUUCGUGUCUUUGCCACCGCACGUUCGCUUAAGACACUCAGCAACCUGACUGCCAAGGGCAUUGAGACCCUUACUCUCGAUGUGACCAAACCUGAAAGCAUUGAAAGUCUCAGGGCCGAAAUAGCGACUCGCACAGGAGGCACUCUGGACAUCCUGUUCAAUAACGCCGGUGCCUUGUACGAAGCACCUGCCAUCGAGGCCGACCCUGCCCGCGUCCGCAGCCUGUUCGACACUAAUGUAUUUGGUCUGAUGGAAGUGGUUACGGCCUUUACUCCUCUUCUCCUCGCCUCCGUUUCUUCAAAUUACGCGCCGACCAUCGUCAAUGUUGCCUCAGUUCUGGCGCGACUCCCGAGCCCCUUCUCCUCUGCUUAUAACGCGACCAAGGCGGCUGUAGUGGCCUACUCAGAUACUCUGAGACUUGAGGUUCACCCUCUGGGCUUGAAGGUUGUGACGCUCCAUAUGGGAGAAGUGUCUACCCCACUGAUGGCGACCGACAAUAUCAAUUUUGGAGCCGAAAGCAUUUACCGCGACGCGGAGGACGGUGUCAAACAGAGAACAACGACCCAUCUAGCUAAGACAAUGCCGCCAGAGCAAUUCGCUCGUGAGGUGGCUAGCGCAAUCAUCGAUGGAAAACAAUCAUUCCUCUGGAAGGGCACUAAUGCAUUUCUCGUAUGGCUGCUGAAUGCGUUCGGACCAAGGACUGUCUUCGAUAACACCCUACUCAAGGCAGCGGGUUUGGACGACAAGAAGACUCGGGCGAGCGUUUACAAGCGAGGCCAGGAGCUCGCCCAGCCACGGGAACCGAAAUUAUAA